AUGGGACGUAUCCUGCAAAACUAUGAUACAGUUGAAGACUUAACAAUUGAUGAAAAGCAAUCAGCCACAAUUUUGGUUCUAGGAAUUACGCCUCAUAUUGAACAUCCAAAGCCGAAAGUUCCAAAAAUUUCACAAGCUCGCCUAGAGUCAACAAAAUUUCCAAAAGAUCCACAAACUCAGCGAGUGUUACCAGAAAUUCCAAAAAAGCGUCAAAUUCCUAUACUUUAUACAAAAAUUACAAGAAAUUCACGAACUGAUCUAGUGUUAAUAAAUGGUCAAUCACAAUUAGAGCAGGAUCUACUCACACAAUUAGAGCAGGAUCCAUCCCCACAAUUAGAGCAAGAUCAAUCCCCACAAUUAGAGCAGGAUCUACUCACACAAUUAGAACAGGAUCAAUCCCCACAAUUAGAGCAGGAUCCAUCCCCACAAUUAGAGCAGGAUCCAUCCCCACAAUUAGAGCAGGAUCCAUCCCCACAAUUAGAACAGGAUCCAUCCCCACAAUUAGAGCAGGAUCCAUCCCCACAAUUAGAGCAGGAUCCAUCCCCACAAUUAGAGCAGGAUCCAUCCCCACAAUUAGAGCAGGAUCCAUCCCCACAAUUAGAACAGGAUCCAUCCCCACAAUUAGAGCAGGAUCUACUCACACAAUUAGAGCAGGAUCCAUCCCCACAAUUAGAGCAGGAUCCAUCCCCACAAUUAGAGCAGGAUCCAUCCCCACAAUUAGAACAGGAUCCAUCCCCACAAUUAGAGCAGGAUCCAUCCCCACAAUUAGAGCAGGAUCCAUCCCCACAAUUAGAGCAGGAUCCAUCCCCACAAUUAGAGCAGGAUCCAUCCCCACAAUUAGAGCAGGAUCCAUCCCCACAAUUAGAACAGGAUCCAUCCCACAAUUAG
Trichomonas vaginalis G3 is the source of this 888-nucleotide messenger RNA. RefSeq lists its product as uncharacterized. Bases 1 to 888 code for a protein of 295 amino acids. The transcript has a single exon. Lineage: Eukaryota; Parabasalia; Trichomonadida; Trichomonadidae. The record is from RefSeq and is a predicted model, not a curated record.